UACGAAUUCAAUUAUUAUUACUUUAAAACCCCUUUUUCUAUAUUUCUUCUUCUUCAACGGAUCAAUUGAUCAAUAUUUCCAAUAAUUGAUCAACCCAUCUUUACACACACACAAACAAACACACACACUUGAAGAUUUUGGAUGUGUUAUUAAUCGACCGGGUUUCGAAUAUUCAAGAAUUUGGAUUGUGAGAUGGCUGGAUCAAAAGUAAAGUUUUCGGAUGUAAUUCACCCUACAAGAACCACAUCUGGAGUAGCAGGAGAAAGAGGAUUAAAGGCAGCAGCAGGCGGAAAAUUAGGAGGUUUGGGCAUGGGGCAAAACCGAAGAGUAUUGGGGGAAAUCAACAAGAAUAUCGUCAGAGCUCCGGGAGAGUAUAGUUAUCUGAGUAAUGGUGGAUACAUAGGAAACAAUCCAAUCUCUAGUAAGAAACCACUGGUUCCAGUUCGACGACCAGUUACUAGGACUGUUAGUGCACAGAUUGCAAGCAAACCAUCCAGGCCUUUACCAGAGGGAAAGAAGCCAAAAAUUGAAGUAAUCAUUGAUGAGCCUGAAGACUGCAGCAUCAUUGAUGUUGAAGAUGACUUCAAUGCACCAAUGUUUGUGCAGCAUACUGAGGCAAUGCUGGAAGAAAUCGACAGGAUGGAUGAGGACAUAUAUGAAGAAACACAUUUGGACAUUGACGAUGCUGACAGGGAUGAUCCGCUUUCAGUAGUGGAGUAUAUUGAGGACAUUUAUGCACAUUACAGGAAACAAGAGAUAUCAAGCUGCGUUUCACCUAUGUAUAUCUCACAACAACAGUAUGACAUAACCGACAGGAUGAGAAGCAUUCUAAUCGACUGGCUGAUUGAGGUGCAUUACAAGUUUGAGCUGAUGGAAGAAACCCUAUACCUAACGGUCAACCUGAUUGACCGGUUCUUGGAGCGUGAGGCUGUAUCACGGAAGGAACUGCAGCUUGUGGGAGUGACAGCCAUGCUUUUAGCAUGCAAGUAUGAAGAAAUCUCUGUCCCUGUUGUUGACGAUUUUAUAGUGAUCUCGGACAAAGCUUACACAAGAACAGAAGUUCUUGAUAUGGAAAAGUUAAUAGUGAAUACCCUUCAGUUCAAUCUAUCGGUUCCAACUCCCUACGUGUUUAUCAAGAGGUUUCUCAAAGCUGCAAAGUCUCAUAAGGAGCUUGAGCUGUUAUCAUUCUACUUUAUCGAUAUGUGCCUGGUGGAGUAUGAAAUGCUGAAGUUCCCACCUUCACUACUAGCAGCAGCUGCUGUUUUCACCGCAGAAUGUACUCUCAGCAGAUCAAGACAAUGGACUAAAACAAGUGAACUUCAUUCCACCUACACUGAGCACAAUUUAUGGGAAUGCUCUAAGAUGAUGGUUGGUUUGCACCAGAAAUCAGGAAGCGGGAAAUUUCUAUCUGUGUACAAGAAGUAUGACACAUCCAAGUAUGGCCGUGUAUCUCAGAUCAAGCCUGCCAACUUCAUGUUGGAGCCAAGGUUUUGGGAUUGAUGAUGAUGACUUGACAACUUAUGUUUGAAACACACUGACUUGGGUUUUUAGAUGAGCAACCUAUAGUUGCCCGCACAUAGGUUGUUUGUUAAGUAAUACAAGGAUUCUUUUACUCUUUCCGUUAGAUGUAUUUGCUUGUCUAGACCCAUCUGUGAGCCUGUUUAAAC
Molecule: messenger RNA, 1667 nt
Organism: Erigeron canadensis
Lineage: Eukaryota; Viridiplantae; Streptophyta; Magnoliopsida; Asterales; Asteraceae
Product: G2/mitotic-specific cyclin-2-like
Exons: 12
Coding region: 193-1500 (435 amino acids)
Biological process (GO): regulation of cyclin-dependent protein serine/threonine kinase activity; mitotic cell cycle phase transition
Cellular component (GO): cytoplasm; centrosome; cyclin-dependent protein kinase holoenzyme complex
Molecular function (GO): cyclin-dependent protein serine/threonine kinase regulator activity
Source: RefSeq, a predicted model, not a curated record